Sphaeramia orbicularis (orbiculate cardinalfish) is the source of this 2202-nucleotide messenger RNA. RefSeq lists its product as uncharacterized. The transcript has 5 exons. Lineage: Eukaryota; Metazoa; Chordata; Actinopteri; Kurtiformes; Apogonidae. The record is from RefSeq and is a predicted model, not a curated record. The coding region runs from base 153 to 851 and encodes 232 amino acids.
GCACCCUGAAGAAAGGAGGUGUAGAGCUGUGCUGCUACAGGUGUGCCCGUGGCUCUACCUCCCUGGAGUCUUUCCACCUCCCCCUGAACAGAUUCAUUCCAGGAACCAGUGCCAGCGAUGCACAUUUCCAGGCAUAUCUGCUGGAAGGACUGAUGCGCUGGAAUGAUGACCAGAUGGAGGACGCCGUAAAAGGAGCACCUUCCAUCCGCUCUUAUGGUGGUGCUCUGAGAGAGGCAGUGGACCAGCUCAGCCGAACGGUGUUAGGGAGAUGCUGGGAUGAGCGCUAUCGCACCCCUGGAGCCUACACAGGUGAAUUGCUGGGAAUGGAGUACUUGUACAGCCAGACUGGCAAAACACUGACUCCAGUGCUCCAGAACCCAGAGGAGGAGGACAGGCUGGUGGAGGAGGUGAAUGAUGAGGACAUAGAAGAUGCGGGGUUUGAAGAAGAGACCACAGAAGACAUCACAGUUCCUGUCCUCUGUGAUGAUGACGACCUCUGCUGUGAUCUGGAGAACAGGCCCUCAUUGAUGACAAGUCCUCAGGCCUCUCCACCACAGGCCCCUGAAUCACUGGCUGAUCUGCCGUCCACUUCACGUGAUGGACAACAUCCUGCCGCUGCCCCUUCAGCGCUGCCUGACACCUCUGAGUCUGACAUGGCUCAGGGAGCAGUUAUUGGACCAGAUGGGCUUGCUGGGUGGGACAAAGUCCAAGAUCUGGCUGCUUACCUGGUGGGUCUCCGUAAGGCUUCUUACCUCACUGAGCUGCAGGUGACCGAGGUCAUCCAGCUGUGGACAGCUCUCCCUGAGGGCGACAAGGAGCGGAUCAACUUUCAGCCUCGUCACCAGCCGUGACUGCCAUCUGGCCGUUUUAAGGCUUCUAAGCGGUCUGGAAACACACCGGGUGUGGAGAGUGUCAAGCGCUGCUUGAUAGGACAUCCUGGGGGACCAGCUCAGUGGCCCAGCACCAGCCGCUUGGUUGAAGCAAUGUGCAUGAGGCUGUGCACUCUGCACAAGGGGACCACCAAGAAGGCUGGAGUUUCCACCCCCAGAUGGACUAAGAUUCUCACUGACUACCACCACAUCCGGGAGUUAGUGAUCAGCAGUCCAAGGGUGAUGGCUGAAAUGAUGAUCCAGCUGUUUGAGAUCAAUCAGCGGACACUCAUUCAGUGGUUUCAACGGUGGCAGAAGAGUCAGGAAAAGAGUGUCCUUUCUCAGGGUCUGGAGACAGCAAACACAAUUCCUGUGGCACCUAAGCAGCUCCUGUCCCCGAAGGAAAAGCUGGAGGUCCGUCCCUCAACAUCUGGUCCACACCAUCAAUUCAUCCUCCUUCCCAAUCUGGAGGGACAGGCUCCUGUUCUCCGGCCAGGUCGACGGCCCGCCUCUACCACCAGGGAACGCCCAAUAGCACCUGCCCCCACAGCAUCACAAGCUGCACAGCCCAUGUCUGGAAUAUUGCCCAGGUUUCGGACUCUUGUCUUAAACCCAGACAUGACUAUGUCCAUGGUGCUGUCAGCUUCUGGUGCCUCAACUUCUGGUGCAGGCCCAGCUCAACCUGUUCCUGCACCCCCAGCUCAACCUGUUCCUGCACCCUCUGUUACUGUGUCCCGAUACACCCAAAGGAACAGGCGGCAGCGGGCCCUUGAGGAGGAGAGUGGCAUCCUCAAGAGGAAAUAUGUGAGAACCACUACAUACAAUACCUGUAGCCAGUGUGGGCAGCCCAAAACAAAAGAGUUUGGGCAUAGUCGCCAUGGCAGUGCCACAUUCUGUGCACGUUCCUAAAGUGGCAAGUCACUUGAGGAAUGGUUGGAAGAACAGAGAGCAGCAAAGUGAGAUAUUUUGCUUGUAUAUAUAUUGUAUUUUAUUUAUAUAUUGUAUUUUAUGCAUAUAUUGCAUUUUAUGUAUAUACUGUAUUGUAUGCCUGCAUGUAUAGUUCUCUGUAUGUAUAUAGUUUUCCUGAAGUGUGUGUGUGUUCAUUCCAGUAUUUGUUUAUUUUAAAUCUUGUGUUUUCCUGAUGUUUGUGCAGUUCAGUACAUGUUUCUCCUUGAUCUUGGGUUGUAGUUCAUUAAAUCUGAUAAUACCAACAUUUAAGACUCAGUCUGUGCAUCAUCAAAAAAGCUCCACAGUCCCACAGUCUUUGAAGGUACACUUUAUUGUUAGUAUCAUUAUAUUAACAGAAACAGAAAUAAACAUUACAAGUCAUUGG